AUGUCAGAGAUCCCCCCCAACAGCGGAGACGCUGCAUCCAGGUUCGACCUUGCUGAGACGGCCAGAAUCCUGGCUUCCUCUUCAACUUCCGCCCGCAUCAGUCGGCUUCAUUUCCUUGGUGAGGCAAUAUCACACAGAAAGCUCAAUCGAAAUGACAGCCAAACGAUCCUCCAGUCCCUCUUCGCUACUGUUCCGUUUUACCAAGAUCGCGAAUCGAGAUUAGCCGUACAACGAUGCUUGAUAUCACUUGUUACCGUGAGCACUGAGGGAGACGACUUUCAACGCAUCGUUCAAACUGUCCACACAGAGAGCCAGAAGCAAGCAGUCGCUACAUCGACUGCAUUUGUCUGGGUGGAAUGGUGCAGCGUCCUUGUGCAACAUCUCGCCGGGACUCAUAGAUGGGAAACUUUUGGUAGAGAGAUUCUCAUAUCGGUCGCCGAUUUUCUGGAGAAAUGCCUCCGUCAUCCGCUGAAGCACGGUAUUGCUCGAUCAGCUCUGGUUGUAACCCGGCGAGCAUUCCGAAAGCUCUUUGGCAUGCUUGAUACUGGCAAUAAAGCGCUGGAAGAUGCUGUCAAGGUUCUCACAUCCAAGCAAGCGCAGCCUACCGCGAAAUUUUCUUUGAUCCUAGGAGUCAUUGCUGGGGUAUGCGCUCGUUCUCCUCUGUUGAAAAGAUCAUUUUCUCCAUUAAAGUCGAGUUAUUACGAAUUCUACGCUAGAGAGGUGAUCGGCUCGCGCGUCUCUAUACCGGCGCAUAUCGCUGAUGGCCUAGAUGACUUCUUCGCCGCGUUCUCGUCGGGAGAAGAGCUCAAGGCAGAUAUUAUGCCAAACAUUGAGAAGGGCCUGCUACGAUCCCCGGAAGUCAUUCUCACAGGCGUCUUGAAGCCACUAAUUAGCUCACUUCCGAAAGGCCUCGACAUGUCGGAAGUCCUCGAGAAAAGCCUUCUCAAACCAAUAAUCUCGAACCUCAGAUCGACGAACGCAUCAAUUCGAGACGCUUCUGUCACCGUCUUCAGCGUCGCAAUUGCGCGUUGUCAAGAUCAGGAAGCUAUCAACCGCAUCAUCCAGGACAUUUCCGGUCCUCUGAAAGCUGGCAAGAUUGCUUCUGCCGACCACCGUAUUCUGUACGCCUCGAUGCUGGAGAGCAUUCCCCUGUCAGCCACAGCUGCAGAAGCUGUAUCUACGACGCUUGCAGCUGUCACGGCUAAAGAAGGAAACGAGGCAGCACUUUCUGCAGAGCUUCGAGCUCUGGACAUAGCACUUGGCUACAUGUUGAGAAGCAAUAAAGCUAUUCCUACAGCUAUCCAAGAGGUGUUAGCGAAAGGACUUGAAGACAAAAGGGCUCCAGUCAAGAAGUUGUGGACCUUAACCGCAGGGCAGAUCCUGUGGAGCAACAUAGACGCUCCGGUGGUAGACAACUCCAGUUCAUUCGUCGAGGCUAUUACACCGAAACUAGCAAAGACUCUAGAAGAAGUUGCCUCCAAUCCUGCAACAGCCUCGCAGAGUGGAUUGAUAGUCGGCGCUUAUGUCCUUAUAGCUCUGCACAAGAGACUCAAGCAUCAGUAUCAAAAGUCCGAUGUGGCACAGGUGUUGGCAAAGGCAGAAAUUGCUAACAGAGCACUCAACAUCACAGAUAAGCAAGCGGUCUUAUUGAGCCCGAGAAUUUAUAACAAGGCUACCACUGAGGAAGACCUAUUGUGGCUCCUCCGAGCGCUGACAUCUGCAUCGGAACACCUCCGGAGUGAAACAAGCGAAGUUUCGGUUGCAUGGGCUGAAGCUAUGAUAUAUCUCAUUUCUGGCCCAUCUAUUCCUCCCGCUGUGCAAAGGAGGGCUGUGCAGGCUUUGUCAAAGCUAUACGCAGAACGACCCGGUGUUAUCUCCGACUUUGUCAUCCAUAGCCUGUGGAAGACACUCAGCCAGCUACACAGUAAUGAGAAAGACAUGAAGCUAGAAAGCGCAAGCUUGGGCAAAGUGCUUCGAUCGAUAGCUUUGCACCCUGUGGAGAUAUCAAAGAACGCUGAUCCAGCAAUCCGAGAGCAGCUAGAAGAGCAAGCGUGCUCAAUCGUCGUUCUGGCGCGGCCAGAACUUAUUUCUCACUCAAACUGGAUCGAUACUGUUAUUCGAAUGGGUAUUGAUCCUGGCGAAUUGACGCGCAACCAUCGCGAGAGUCUACUAAGGGAAAUUGGAGUCAGAACUGCUCCUGAGCAGCCCACAAUCAUUAAACAAGCAGCAUACAAUGCCGCAGCUGAACUCGCGUUUGUCGCGCCGGAUGUCGUCGUUCCACGACUUCUAAAAUUGAUUGGACGGGACCUUGAUCGUGACGGUCUGCGCUCCAUUGGCCCUCUCGAAAUGGCAAUUUCGCGAACUCCCGAGGGGAUAAACUUCGUGGAUGUCCUGGGAAAGAAGGCGAAAGGCAGCACACCCAACAAGAGAAGUCCAGCUGAAGAGAUCCUCAGUUGGGAGCAAGAUGCACGAAGGCAGAUUGAGCAAAGAAAAACUCAAAGCAAGAAGUUGCCUGGAGAAGAUGUUUUAAAGAUAAAUGCACAACUAAGGAAAGAAAAGGGCAUCCGAACAUCGGUGCAAGAGCUGCAAGCAAAGAUAAAUCGCGGCAUUGGCAUCAUCGAAGCGUUGGCCACUGGGCCCCCAACGGAUGCCACUUUGUGGCUUGGCCAAUCUGUGAAACUUUUGCUUGAUGCUAUUGAGGAGGGUGCGUCUUUCGUUGUUGGGGAAGUUGUUGCAACAGCAUUCUUGAAGUGCUCUGAGAAAAUCUCCGUAAGACUUGGAGCCAUGCGACCCUUUAUUGGCGCUGCCACGCUGCGACUCCACGGGGUGGCACUGCCAGAAAGCUUCUGUGAAGAGUCUCUUGAGAAUCUUCUGACAAGGACACUUUACAGACUCAGAUUCGCCGGUGAACAACGUCCUUUUGAUGUCGCUACCCUCACCUACGUAUUGCCACUACUGAUGGAUAUUCUGCGCACUGGUGGUGUUGGCGCAACGGAUGACGAACGCGAUGCUCAAAUUGUUUUGGCUGUGGAAGUCAUUUCUUUCCACACUGAUGUUUGCGAGGAUGAGACGCUCCCCCGCGCCGAGGUUAUCACCACCUUAGUGGGUGCAAUGCAACGGUACACACAGCACUACAAGAUCAUCAAAGACUGUUUCGCAGACAUCUGCCGCUGUAUUGCUCCCAACAUCAGCAGCCUUGAGAUGCGUGUACUGGCCAAGGGAUCGACUGCACCCUCUAGCACAGUCCGUACGGCUAUUUUGCAGUCAAUCAGUGCAGAAGUUGAUAUGACCGAGUUGCAAUAUUCCGCUGAGAUAUGGUUAGCGUGCCACGACGAUCUAGAAGAGAACAGGGAGCUUGGUCGCGAGAUUUGGGAAGAAAGCGGAUUUUCGAUCCAGGAAUCUCUCAUCGCUACAUUGGUGCCGUUCUUGGAGAGUAAAGAUGCACAGUUGCGCAGAUCCGCCGCUAGAUCACUUGCAGAAGCAGUAGCUUCGCAAAAGCGCUGUAUCGAGCCCCUCCUGUCACAGCUGAAAACGUCAUAUAGCGAGCUUGCCAAGCCAAGAGCACAGAAACUUGACGAAUAUGGCAUUUCUGUCAAAAUGGACCUUUCCGAUCCUUGGGAAGCCCGUCAAGGCAUUGCCACGGCUUUCAAAGAACUUUCCCCUGCACUCAACACUGCACAAUUAGAGGCGCUCUUUGUGUAUCUCAUUGAGGCUGGCCCCUUUGCCGAUGUUGAUAGCAAUGUCCGCGGCGAAAUGUUGGACGCUGCUCUCCGGGCUAUCGAUAAUCACGGCAAGGCCAUGGUCGAAACUCUCAUGAAUAAAUUCGAAGCGACUCUUGAGAAGGGUGACCAAACCAGUGACGCCGCUGAUCGAUUGAGUGAAGCCGUUAUUAUUUGCUAUGGUGCUCUCGCUAGCCAUCUUCGCCCAGGGGAUGCCAAGAUUCCGAUUGUCAUUCAGCGCCUCCUGACCACUCUGAGCACUCCUUCUGAAACUGUGCAAUUCGCGAUCGCAGAAUGUCUCCCACCACUCAUUAAGGCAUGCCCUGAGAAGACACCCAAAUAUUUUGAACAAAUCAUGGACGAGCUUCUGAACUCGAAGAAAUAUGCGGUGCAGAGAGGAGCGGCGUAUGGCUUGGCCGGUGCCGUGCAGGGCCGAGGGAUCGGGUCGCUGCGCGAGUAUCGUAUCAUCUCUAAUCUCAAUGCUGCGAUGGAAAAUAAAAAAGAUGCGCAACAGAGAGAGGCGGCGCUGAUCGCAUUCGAGCUUCUUUCAAACAUCCUUGGAAGACUUUUCGAGCCUUAUGUCAUCCAGAUCGUCCCCCAACUUCUUGGUGGAUUCGGUGAUAGUAACGGUGACGUGCGUGAUGCCUGCUUAGCGGCUGCGAAGGCUUGCUUCGGCAAACUCAGCUCUUAUGGUGUCAAGAAAAUCAUGCCAACCCUUCUUGGCGGCUUGGACGACCAGCAAUGGAGAAGCAAGCGUGGUGCUUGCGAUUUGCUUGGUGCAAUGGCCUAUCUGGAUCCAAAUCAGCUUGCCACCAGCUUACCCGAUAUCAUUCCUCCUCUUACCGGCGUGCUGAAUGAUAGUCAUAAGGAAGUACGCGCAGCGGCGAAUCGGAGCCUGAAGCGGUUUGGGGAGGUUAUCAAUAAUCCAGAAAUCAAGAGCUUAGUCGACAUUCUCCUAAAAGCUCUGAGUGAUCCCACCAAAUUCACUGACGAAGCUCUUGAUUCCCUUAUCAAAGUUCAAUUUGUGCAUUAUCUUGAUGCACCGUCUCUGGCUCUAAUAACAAGGAUACUACAAAGAGGCCUUGGCGAUCGCUCUAACACUAAACGCAAGGCUGCCCAAGUUAUUGGUAGUUUGGCUCAUCUGACUGAGAAAAAGGACAUCAUCGUUCACCUUCCAAUUCUGGUUGCGGGCCUGAAGGUUGCCGCUGUUGACCCUGUCCCUACGACCAGAGCCACGGCGUCAAGGGCUCUAGGUUCUCUCGUUGAGAAGCUUGGAGAGGAGGCUCUCCCCGACCUCAUCCCUGGCUUGAUGCAGACGCUGAAAUCUGAUACUGGUGCCGGCGAUCGUCUUGGUUCUGCCCAGGCGCUCAGUGAAGUUCUCGCUGGACUUGGUACAACAAGACUGGAGGAGACGCUGCCUACAAUCUUGCAAAACGUUGACUCUUCCAAAGCAGCUGUCAGGGAAGGAUUUAUGUCUCUCUUCAUCUUCCUUCCUGUCUGCUUUGGCAAUAGCUUUGCCAACUAUUUGGGCCGUAUCGUCCCACCUAUUUUGGCUGGGCUCGCGGACGACGUCGAGUCAAUUCGAGACACCGCUUUGCGCGCUGGUCGUCUUUUAGUCAAGAACUUCGCGGUCCGCGCUGUCGAUCUUUUGCUGCCGGAGCUGGAACGUGGUUUGGCGGAUGACAGUUAUCGAAUCCGACUGAGCUCAGUCGAGCUAGUUGGAGAUCUACUCUUCAACCUAACCGGUAUCAAGGCCAGUACUGAAUUCGAUGAAGACGAUGAUGAAGCUUUUAAGGAAGCAGGAGCUUCUCUCAAAGAGGCUCUGGGGGAAGAAAAGCGUAACAAGAUUCUUUCCGCGCUUUAUGUUUGUCGCUGCGAUACUUCAAGUGCUGUCCGAUCUGCUGCUAUAUCGGUCUGGAAGGCGUUAGUGCAUAACCCCAGGACUCUGAAGGAACUAGUACCGACCUUGAUUCACCUCAUCAUUCGACGACUAGGUAGUUCCAACAUGGAACACAAAAUUAUUGCCAGCAAUGCUUUGGGUGAAUUAAUCCGAAAGGCAGGAGACGGUGUGCUUGCAAGCUUGCUGCCUACGUUAGACGAGGGCCUUCAGACCUCUACCGACUCAGAUGCCAAGCAAGGCAUUUGCCUUGCACUCAGGGAGCUCAUUUCCUCUGCUACGCCUGAGGCACUGGAAGAGCAUGAUAAGACGCUUAUUGCUGUUGUACGAACAGCACUCAUCGAUUCUGAUGACGAAGUGCGAGAAGCCGCUGCCGAAGCAUUUGACUCUUUGCAGAAUAUCUUUGGCAAGCGUGCUGUUGACCAGGUUCUUCCAUACCUGCUCAAUCUCCUUCGCUCAGAAAGCGAAGCCGACAAUGCUCUUGCAGCAUUACUCACACUCUUGACAGAUACGACCCGUUCCAAUAUCAUCCUGCCAAACCUCAUUCCAACACUCACAAGUCCACCAAUCUCUGCAUUUGACGCAAAGGCUUUGGCAUCACUCUCACGUGUCGCUGGCGCUUCUAUGAACCGCAGACUGCCUAACAUCAUAACAUCUCUGCUCGAAACCGAGAUCAACUGCACAGAAGAGGAGCUGCACCGUGACUUGGAAAAAUCUUUCGAUACCGUUGUGCAGUCUAUUGAUGAGUACGAUGGAUUGAAUACUGUCAUGAAUGUUCUUCUGGGUCUUCUCAAGCACGAUGAUCACCAUUGGCGUGCUGCGACAGCGCGUCAUAUGACGAGCUUCUUCGCGGCAGCCUCGGUUGAGUACUCUAGAUACAACCAAGAUAUCAUUCGUUCGCUGCUCAACUCCUUUGACGAUAGCGAUGCUGCAGUGGUCAAAGCUUCAUGGGCCGCCCUGAGCGAGUUCACGAAGAAGCUGAGGAAGGAAGAAAUGGAGUCUCUCGCUCCCUCGACUCGACAGACCCUGCAGCGCGUCGGUGUUGCUGGAGCAAACCUGCGAGGAUUCGAACUACCAAGGGGCAUCAACGCUAUUCUACCAAUCUUUUUGCAAGGCUUAAUGAAUGGUACGGCGGAUCAGCGUGUGCAAGCUGCUCUGGGUAUUUCGGACAUUGUUGAUCGUACCAGCGAAGCUAGCUUGAAGCCGUUUGUCACACAAAUCACAGGUCCGCUUAUUCGUGUCGUCUCUGAGCGGUCAACUGACGUCAAAUCUGCUAUUCUGUUAACGCUCAACAAUUUAUUGGAGAAGAUGCCCACUGCAUUGAAACCCUUCCUGCCUCAAUUGCAGAGAACAUUUGCGAAGUCCUUGGCUGACAGUUCGAGUGAGGUUCUACGCACAAGAGCCGCGAGGGCACUUGGAACCUUGAUCAAGUAUACUCCGCGAAUCGACCCUCUCAUCGCGGAACUUGUUACUGGAUCCAAGACUACAGAUUCGGGUGUCAAGAAAGCCAUGCUCAAGGCUCUGUACGAAGUGAUUAGCAGAGCAGGCGCGAACAUGGGCGCAGCUUCCCGCACGGCUAUCCUGUCAUUGAUCGAUGGCGAUGUUGACGAAAGUGAUGCUUCCAUGGCAAUUACAAAUGCACAGCUCCUUGGAGCCUUGAUAAAGAAUGUGCCCGAGGACGCUGCUGCAAGCCUGCUGCGCAAUCGUGUAGCUACACCAAACUAUAAUCUAUCCUCAGCUCUUGCCCUGAACGCUGUUUUGGUCGAGUCACCAGAGGUAUUGGUCCAGAGUGCCAUGGCUGAGGAUCUCCCUGACCUUCUAUGUGAAGGCAUGACUGCCAAACCAGUGAGUUGUUCCUUCCCAGCUCUUGACUAUUCUUCUAACAAUCGUGGUCAGACCUUUGUUGGAGACAAUUAUAUCUUGGCUGCUGGCAAAUUGCUUCUGUCAUCGCCUCCCAGGAAUUUCGAUGCUACGAAGAGUAUCUUUGAGAGUCUUGCAAGUAUUAUACAGCCGGGCUCCCCUUCAGAUUCUCGCAGGCUGGCCUUGGUCAUCAUACGCACUGUGAGCCGAACAAACAUGGAAAUUGUUCGUCCACAUGUGCCACUGCUGGCUACGCCGAUUUUCUCCAGCGUGCGAGACCCUGUCAUACCCGUCAAGCUUGCUGCUGAGGCGGCUUUUGUGGAGUUGUUCAGUGUUGUAGAGGAAGAGAGCAGGAUUUUUGAUAAGUACAUGGCUGGACCCGGAGCAGAUCUGCCGGCAAAUACAAAGAGAAGCAUGUCCGAUUACUUUAAACGAGUUGCGACGCGUUUGGGUAGCCAGGCCCGUGAAAGAAGAGAGGCUGAGGGUGGACAAGGCGGACUAGGCUUGUCCAACGACGAGCAGGAAGACGAACGUGAGAUUUGGAGCGUUGGGCAAAAAUUUUGGCUUCCCGAAACCCCUCCCAAGUCUUUACCUCUCUCACCAAUAUCGAGGAACGACCAUCUCCGCCUCCCGAUUUUCAAGAUGGUCAAUCUGCGAACUCAGAAGCGCCUCGCCGCGUCGGUCGCUGGCUGCGGCAAGCGCAAGAUCUGGCUCGACCCCAAUGAGCAGAGCGAAAUCUCCAACGCCAACUCCCGCCAGACCAUCCGCAAGCUGGUCGCCGAUGGCCUCAUCAUCCGAAAGCCCGUGACGAUGCACUCGCGCUCCCGCGCCCGUGAGCUCAACCUCGCCCGCAGAGUCGGUCGUCACCGUGGCUACGGUAAGCGCAAGGGUACUGCCGACGCCCGUAUGCCUUCUCAGGUUCUAUGGAUGCGCCGUCUUCGAGUCCUACGCCGCCUUCUGGUCAAGUACCGCGCCAGCGGAAAGAUCGACAAGCACCUGUACCACGAGCUCUACCACCUGAGCAAGGGUAAUACCUUUAAGCACAAGCGUGCUCUUGUUGAACACAUUCACCGUGCCAAGGCCGAGAAGCAGCGUGAGAAGGCUCUCAAGGACGAGAUGGACGCGAAGCGUGCGAAGACCAAGGCUGCCAGAGAGCGCAAGCAGGAGAGAGCUGCCGCCAAGCGUACGGCUAUGCUUGCCGAUGAUGAGUAG
Messenger RNA from Beauveria bassiana ARSEF 2860, 8688 nucleotides. Its product is annotated as translational activator GCN1. The record is from RefSeq and is a predicted model, not a curated record. Gene Ontology annotation, biological process: regulation of translation; cellular response to amino acid starvation; translation. The transcript is spliced from 6 exons. Gene Ontology annotation, molecular function: structural constituent of ribosome; protein kinase regulator activity. NCBI's taxonomy places the organism in Eukaryota, Fungi, Ascomycota, Sordariomycetes, Hypocreales, Cordycipitaceae. The coding region runs from base 1 to 8688 and encodes 2895 amino acids. Gene Ontology annotation, cellular component: ribosome; cytosolic large ribosomal subunit; cytosol.